CCGCCCCGCCCCUCCGCUCCUCCCAGCCUCCUCUAUGCCGGAAGUUGGUGCUGCGCCUGUUCGCGUGCGGCUCGCCAGCGUUGUCACCUCGGAGACCUGGACCGGCUGGGCUUGCUAAGGGAUCAACAUGCCUUUGGCUAGAGAUUUACUACAUCCGUCCUUGGAAGAGGAAAAGAAAAAACACAAAAAGAAACGGCUAGUUCAAAGUCCAAAUUCUUAUUUUAUGGAUGUAAAAUGCCCAGGUUGCUACAAGAUUACCACGGUUUUCAGCCAUGCUCAGACCGUGGUUCUUUGUGUAGGUUGUUCAACAGUGUUGUGCCAGCCCACAGGAGGAAAGGCCAGACUUACAGAAGGGUGUUCAUUUAGAAGAAAGCAACACUAAUGAUCCACACAACUUCCUGAAUUUGUUACAUCACAGAAAGCCUUAUCAGUUCAGUAAUUCUAAUUUACCAAGAUAAUGUAAUUACAUUUAAUUUUGUAAGUAUACAACAAUGAUCUCCUAUUUUGGUGUGAAUUUUUCAAUAAAGUUUUGAUUAUGGGCAAA
Pteropus alecto (black flying fox) is the source of this 544-nucleotide messenger RNA. It is a transcript of the gene RPS27L, whose product is annotated as ribosomal protein S27 like. NCBI's taxonomy places the organism in Eukaryota, Metazoa, Chordata, Mammalia, Chiroptera, Pteropodidae. Gene Ontology annotation, biological process: ribosomal small subunit assembly; translation. Gene Ontology annotation, cellular component: ribosome; cytosolic small ribosomal subunit. Gene Ontology annotation, molecular function: structural constituent of ribosome; RNA binding. The record is from RefSeq and is a predicted model, not a curated record. The coding region runs from base 128 to 382 and encodes 84 amino acids. The transcript has 4 exons.